Molecule: messenger RNA, 1089 nt
Organism: Aureobasidium musti
Lineage: Eukaryota; Fungi; Ascomycota; Dothideomycetes; Dothideales; Saccotheciaceae
Source: the annotation of a GenBank genome assembly
AUGGCCGCCUCUCUCCCAGCCAAGUUGAAGAUCAAAGACAUCACGCCCUUUGCAGUACGCGCUGCUCAACUAGAAAAACACAAGCCCAUCGUCUCAUACUGGUGCAACUACUACAUCAUCGACCAGAUCCUCUCCAAGGGCCUGCACUCUGCCGACGAUGAGUGCAUGCAGUACACAACCGCUCUGAUGGAUAAGCUUGAGCAGACCAAGAUCGACCAAGCAGGAAACGAUGCUAUCGUCGACGACAUUGCCGCAAAGGCAUACAUCGAGCAGUUUGCUCUUGACACGUUCCAACGCGCCGACGAUGCCAUCCACGACAACAAGGCCUCGCGUCAGACAAUCGACACCUUCCAAGCCGCCGUAACCUUCUUUGACCUUCUGUCCAUGUCAAUCUGGGCUCCCAUCGACCCAGACAUUACUGCGAAGUCCAAGUACGCAAAGUUCCAUGCAGUCCGCAUAGCCAAAGCUAUCAAGGCCGGCGAGGACCCGAACGACUCGAACCCUGCCCGAGAAGAGCCGCCAGUUGCUACCACUCAAGACACAUACCAUCCUCCCACCGUCGAGAGCGCUCCUGAGAGCCAGUAUCCUUCUCGCCCAGCCUCAGUCACACAACCUGAUCCCGCCCCCAUCGCUUCGCCAACCGCUCGAGAUGCAGUCUCCCCUGUCGAGUUCGCAAACCCACGCCAGAACUCUAUCGGUGGUGGCUACUUCCCCUCUGCUCCCACGUUUGUCUCAGAUCCUGCGCCAUCCAUCCCGCCUGCCGCUGAUCCAGCCACGCCCUUCGUACCCUCUGUUCCGACACCUGCUGUGAAUGCACCUGCCUCGCCAUCACAAUACUACACACAACCCACGCAACCGUCUGUGUCGAUACCUAUGCAUUCUCCUGCUGUUGUGCCGCCACCAGCCGCGGCUCCAGUGCCUCUUCCACCUGUACAGCCCGUAGCUCCAGGUACCUACCGAACUGAUGACGACUCUAUAACACUGGCUCAGAAGCAUGCCAAGUGGGCUAUGUCAGCUCUGAACUUUGAGGAUGUCGACACUGCUGUCAAGGAAUUGAGAUUGGCUCUCCAAACUUUGGGUGCAACUUAG